Molecule: messenger RNA, 5873 nt
Organism: Lates calcarifer (barramundi perch)
Lineage: Eukaryota; Metazoa; Chordata; Actinopteri; Centropomidae
Gene: llgl1
Product: LLGL scribble cell polarity complex component 1
Exons: 24
Coding region: 293-3496 (1067 amino acids)
Biological process (GO): cortical actin cytoskeleton organization; regulation of protein secretion; establishment of spindle orientation
Cellular component (GO): cortical actin cytoskeleton; cytoplasm; plasma membrane
Molecular function (GO): GTPase activator activity; myosin II binding
Source: RefSeq, a predicted model, not a curated record
AACGGAGGGCGGGGAGGAGGAGGUGGGGGAUAUGGUCAAACCCACCACGACCUAAACAGCUCCAGGAGGGAGAGGAGGGAGGAGAGCCGCAGCCCGCAGCAGCAGCAGCAGCAGCGUCGCAGCCCCGCUUUCAGCCUGCAUGGGCUAGUCGGUUAGCUAGCUUAGCAUCGUCCGACUGCGCCGCACCGCCUCUCCUGCCGCCGAGAACCCCGGGGUUGUUAUCGCCGUGUUUUUCCUCUCCGUCCCCCCGCAACCACCGGGUCCUGCCUAACCCCCUCUGCCCGGCUUCAAGAUGAUGAAGUUUAGGUUUCGUCGGCAGGGCACUGACCCGCAGAGAGAGAAGAUAAAACAGGAGCUUUUCGCCUUCAACAAGACCGUGGAGCAUGGGUUUCCCCAUCAGCCCAGCGCUUUGGCCUUUGACCCCAAGCUGCAACUCAUGGCCAUCGGCACAAAAUCAGGAGCCAUCAAAGUUUAUGGGGCCCCUGGUGUGGAGUUCACAGGACUUCACAAGGACACCACUGCAGUUACACAGAUCCACUUCCUGCCUGGGCAGGGCCGUCUGCUGUCACUCCUGGAUGACAACACGAUUCACCUGUGGGAGUUGGUGGCGGGGGCCCCCAGAGAGGUGGGAGGGGUUAAGAAAGAGGGUGUGGUCUCCCUCCAAGAAGUGGGCAACUACAGCCUCCCAGGACGACCUGGCAUCGAGAGCUGCAGUGCCACCCGGGUGACUGUCCUCCUCUUGCUGAGGUCAUGUGACCUGCUCUGCAUUGGAACAGAGGGAGGGGGCGUGUACUUCCUGCAGUUGCCCCGCCUCUCACUGAAAGACAACCAUACGCUUCUUCAGGAUCAGGUCACGCAGAGCCUGCCAGAUGACUACAGAUGUGGGAAAUCCUUGGGGCCGGUGGAAUCUCUUCAGGAACAUCCUCAGCAGUCAGGGAAGAUUUUGAUUGGCUACAGCCGAGGACUGGUGGUCCUAUGGGAUCUGAGCACUCGUCACGCAGACCAGCUCUUCCUGGGCAAGCAGCAGCUGGAGAGCCUGGUGUGGGAACGCACUGGAAACUUGUUUGUCAGCUCCCAUAACGAUGGGGGCUACUCUGUGUGGCCCGUUACCAGUGGCAACACUUGCAGUCACCAGCCAGUGACCUCCACCAUCCCAUAUGGUCCAUUUCCCUGCAAGGCCAUCAGCAAGAUCCUGUGGAGGACAACACAGACAGGUUCUCCGGUGCUGUUAUACAGCGGAGGGAUGCCCAGAGCCAGCUACGGGGACCGCCACUGUCUGACCAUCCAGCAGGACAAGGACCACGUCACUCUCGACUUCACAUCACGAGUCAUCGACUUCUUCACUGUCCACAGCACAGAGCCAGAGAAAGAGUUUGAUGACCCGUCAGCGUUGGUAGUCCUACUAGAGGAGGAGCUGGUUGUAAUUGACCUCCAGACCCCCGGGUGGCCCUCUCUGCCCACUCCCUACCUGGCUCCUCUCCACUCCUCUGCCAUCACUUGCUCCUGCCACAUCUCCAGCGUCCCUCCUAAACUGUGGGAGAGGCUGGUCAAUGCCGGCAAAGCACAGCAGGGCCGACAACACACACACAGGAGUUGGCCCAUAUGUGGAGGGAAAAACCUGGCGCCCCCACCCAAACAACAAGAGCUGCUGUUGACAGGACAUGAGGACGGCACUGUUCGCUUCUGGGAUGCAUCAGGUGUUGCUCUGACUCCGCUGUACAAACUCAGCACAGCCAAUGUCUUCCACACCGACUGUGACCCCAGUGAAGACCCUCAGGACCCCAGCGACGACCCCGACAUGCAGCAGGAGGAGGAAUGGCCUCCCUUCAGGAAGGUGGGCUGUUUCGACCCGUACAGCGAUGACCCCCGGCUGGGCAUCCAGAAGAUCAGUCUGUGCAAAUACAGCAACAAGCUUGUGGUGGCUGGAACUGCUGGACAGGUGAUAGUGUUGGGUUUGAGUGACGAGCGUUCAGACCACUUGGUGGACGUGUCGGUGGUUGACCUGCUGCAGGACAGGGAGGGCUUCACCUGGAAGGGCCACGACAGGCUGGAGCCACGCCUUAAACCCGCCCCCUUCCCCCCAGGCUUCCAGCCACUGGUGCUGGUGCAGUGCCUGCCCCCGGCCUCUGUCACAGCAGUGGCACUGCACGCCGAGUGGAACCUGAUCGCCUUUGGGACAAGUCAUGGGUUCGGCCUGUUUGACUACCACCGAAGAAACGCAGUGCUGGCCAGGUGUACCCUGCACCCUAAUGACUCAUUGGCGAUGGAGGGCCCGCUGUCCAGAGUCAAGUCCUUGAAAAAGUCCUUACGGCAGAGCUUCAGACGCAUCCGCAAGAGCAGGGUGUCGGGGAAGAAACGCACCAUCACCACACCCACCAGCAAGGUCCAAGAGGCCAACGCUGCUUUAGCGGAGCAGGAGGAAGUGGCUCCGGUACAGCGAAGGAUUGAACCGCGGUCAGCUGAUGACUCGCUGUCAGGAGUGGUCCGAUGUCUUUGCUUCGCUGACACCUUCCUGCGUGAUGGUACACACCACGGCCCCACACUAUGGGCGGGCACCAACUCAGGCAGCGUGUACGCCUACGCUCUGGAGGUGCCCGGCGUGGGCACGGGACGCGUGUGCGAGCGUGGCGGAGCGAGCGAGAGCAGCGUGUGCGUGGAGGCGGUGUUGGGUAAAGAGAUCCAGCUGAUGCACAGGGCUCCAGUGGUGUCAAUCUGCGUACUGGACGGCCGGGGGAAACCACUACCAGACCCAUACGAAGCCUCCCAGGACCUCGCCAUCACACCGGAUAUGACCAACGCUCACUCUGUCCUCAUUGCAUCAGAGGAACAGCUCAAGGUCUUCUCUCUCCCCAAGGUGAGUGCCAAGACCAAGUUCAAGCUGACGGCGCACGAAGGCUGUCGAGUGAGGAAGGUGGCCCUGGUGGUCUUCAGCUCCACGGCUCAGGAAGACUACAGUGAACACACACUGGUGUGUCUGACAAACCUGGGAGACAUGCACCUCUUUAACAUACCGGGCCUCCGACCACAGGUGCGCUACGACUGCAUCCGCAAAGAGGACAUCAGCGGCAUUGCAUCCUGUGUCUUUACCAAGAACGGACAAGGCUUUUACCUGAUCUCUCCUUCAGAGUACGAGAGGUUCUCACUGUCUGCCAAGGUCAUCACUGAGCCGCUCUUCUCUGUUCAGCUCGACCGACCACUGGAGCCCACACCUGCCAGCGAUGGUACGACGACGCAGCCGCAGGCCAACGGAACCCACAAGAACCAGAUGGGUCAGGCUGAGGGGCAAACAGAGGAGCCUCCGAGCUCCCUGUCCUCUCCCAUCCUGGACACCCCGCUGGACUCCCCCCUCAGCUGCGCCGACCUCACCCUCGACUCCACCGGAGAGCUCACCGUGGAGGACGUCAGGGAUUUCCUAACCACUGUGGACGAAGCAGAGAAUAACCUAAAGAACAUUAAAGAGGAGGAGGGACGCUCGACCGGCAUCCUCAUCAACUGAACAGUAUUACAGGGAGGGGCUCAAGUGGACUGGAUGGACCCGGUUUCAGUGCUGCAUCACAAACCUCUCCCAUCAGCCCACUGUGGAGCCCCCAUCCAGCACUCUGCACUCUCCUGUCAGCCUGGCACAAACUGGGAGGAAAGUCUCACCAUGGACAAAGAAUACAAUGUUGAAGACUCUUGUUGUGGCUUCUUCUACUGGAAGAACAAAAUCAUCUUCUUCUUUUGUAACCACUUUGGAAACAUGACAUCACCUCCUGCAUGGAGACACAGACUGUCCCACUGAGGAUCGCCUGGUUCUGGGCGGAAUCUGGAGCUGACGAUUCUGAUUUUUAAGAACUAAAGGCUGAUUUUUUUUUUCGUCCAUCUCGAUGAUCCGUGCGAUCACUCCUCUGCCUUUUUCCCCACGGCGACUUUGUGGUUUCAGGGCAUUCCCCGGCCGCCGGAGGUGGUCAUGCUUAAUGACUGCGGCUCAGCCUUCGAGGAAAGGGCUGUUACACUCUGCAUAGGAGACUUACCGGUGACGUUUCUGUGUUUUUAUUUUUCUACCCACAGUUUUGUGGCGUGCUUGGCUCAGCCUGAGUUUUCCCCCCACCGUUGGAACUGGAAUUGGUGCUCCAUCGCCAAACGCGCUUGUCGGUUCCUCGUGCACACUAGUGGGUGUGAUGGAUUGUUCAGCACGCUGGCUUAACAACACCACAGCCCUGUGAAUGAACCGUAUCCAGCAAAGACUGAGAGAGGGAGCAUUGUAGUGUUUGAAGAGAUCAAAACUAGCAAAGGAAGUAUUUUGAAUAUUUGACUAUUAAAAGUUGUAGCAUUUCUAUUCUUCCCCCUCUAAGGUGCCAGUAAGGGCAGUUGAAUUGCCUUACUUAGUGUCAUGUGUGGGUGGAAGUGGUGCAUAAAUUAGCUGUUUUCAAACCAGAGUUGUUACACACAAGCACAUUUUCACCAAGGUUUUAACAAGCUCUCUGUCUACUCUCUUGGUGUUGGAAGACAAAAACUGAGCACUGAGAUACUGAAGAUGUUUUGUAUCGCAGAAAUUGAUGCUCUAUUACAUAUGUUUUGUAUGGCUUUUGGAGAAAGUAAAGAUAUUUUAAUGACAAAUAGAGUUGUUGGGGGGUGGGGGUGGGGGUUACAAGAGGAAAGACUAGACAGUGAUUUCAAAGGGAACCAGCUGGUGAAGAGGGAAGAGAAGUUGGUGCUAUGUAUUUGGGACUAGAGCACAUUUAGGUUAAAUAAUAUUUUUGACAAUUUUUCAAAUACCUUUAUUGGACAAUGCAUGGUCCAAGUUGCAGAUUUCAAUUUGUUAAAUUCUGUUAUUUUUUUUAUCAGGCAAAACUGGGUCAAAUGUCAUGUGAGGAAAAGUUGGGCACGUCAUUGGGGGGUGGGUGGGUGGCUAUGGUACGGCACAGCUGCAGUGAAUUUUUCUAACCAGCCUCAUAUUCAGUGAAACAUCUGGCUGCUCUUCCAGCUUUCAUCUGUGACACCACUGUCGUCUCAUUUUACAAUAAGGUGGCCAUGCUUGUUGGCACCCUGUGAUGUGAAGUUACAGUAUUGUUGUAUAACCCCUCACAGACUCAGAGUAUGAGUAUGAGUCAUCUCGUUUGAUAAAACCUGGAUUGAUAGAAGUGAUUAUUUACUCAGUAAUUCAAAAUAAAGAGAAGGGUAUAAAGGCAAAGAAUGUGGUUAAAAUGAAGAGUGUUAAAUCCUCCCUCCUCUGUUUCAUCAUCUCGCGCAGACAUCUUUUUGACAGGACUCAGGGAAGUGUGGCAAGGGAAGUAAAGUCAGUCUGAACGUUAAGUGUAAUGUACUGUGAUGCAUCCAGGAGAUUUCUGUUUUGGUUUUCUGUGAAUUGGUGCAUUCUGGGUAAUACUGGCUAGAUGCAGAGCUUUGUUCACCAGUAUUUUAACCCCCAACCCCCCUUAUUUUAAAAAAACAUGUUGCAGCAUAAACAAAAAUUUAUACAGUGUCUAUAUCUAGGUCUGAAAAAGACGGGUUUGUAACGGUAAGCCGAUGAUAGAGUAAAAUGUUGGAACCUGUCGUAGCUUGAAAACCGCUCAGUAUUCCUAGCUUCUUGAUCAAACAAAAUAAAGUAAAAAAGGGACCUCACUACUAACUAAUGUAGCUCAACAGGUAGGAAUCAUGUUCAUGCUUUUUUUUUUACUCUUGUCUUAGCUUUUUUCGGUGUUCCGGUUGAUACACAAAUAAAUAACCCUUUCAUGCUACAGCUGGCACGAUUUAUCUUUUUAACUCCACAGUUAAGAUGAAUUUGUUUCUACUUUGUGAUUCAAUUUCGUGAGUAGGAUUUUAAUCGGGUCAUUUAGCGUUUUUGGCUGAUGAAGAAUUGUGAAUGUUAAUAAAAUUAUUUACUCUCUCCA